AUGUCCUCAGAAACCACCCCAAUAAACCCCUCCCGUUUCGCCGCCGCAUUAAAAGACCUCCCCCUCGAAACGCUGCACUUCAAAGGCGCCGAAAUCCGCAACAGCAUCGCACACCUCGACUACUCCAACGAACAACUCCAACCCUUCGCCUCCGGCACAGAAGCGUCCUGCAACGGGGUCCCCGACCAGGAUUGUAUCGAUGCGAUCAAGGAGAACGAGAUUGUCAUCGCGCGCAUGCAGGAGCGGAUACAACUACUGAAAGCCGAGGUUGAGGGUAGGGGAAGUAGUUGGUUGGAGUUUAGUACCGUGGAGGAGUUGGCGGCGGAAGGGAACAAGGAGGGGGAGGAGAGAUUGGUUAAUGGGACGGGUGAGGAGCAUGGGGAGAGGGAGGGGGGAGAGGGAGGAGAGAGGAAUCCGUGGACUGAUGGGACUUUUCAGACGGGGAGGAUUGUAAAUGGAGAGGUGCAGGUUGAUGGGAAUCAAUCGAGCAAUGGGACGACGAAUGGGACGGGCACGGGUACGGGUGGAAGAUUGGAUGAUGAGGCACUGAGGAGAGCAAUGGAGGAAAGAAUGAGGGCGCUGGCUACGGACGAUGAAGAGGGUAUGCAUUUGUGA
This is a messenger RNA of Hymenoscyphus albidus, 615 nucleotides long. NCBI's taxonomy places the organism in Eukaryota, Fungi, Ascomycota, Leotiomycetes, Helotiales, Helotiaceae. The record is from the annotation of a GenBank genome assembly.